Molecule: messenger RNA, 596 nt
Organism: Myxozyma melibiosi
Lineage: Eukaryota; Fungi; Ascomycota; Lipomycetes; Lipomycetales; Lipomycetaceae
Exons: 2
Coding region: 1-390 (129 amino acids)
Source: RefSeq, a predicted model, not a curated record
AUGCGCGACAAUCCAAUGAUCGCAAACCGGCUCCUGCUGGGACUGGUGUUGCUAGUGUACUCUGCAAGCGAAGUUCUGGCCAAGGACUGGGUGGCGACUGAUAUCUGCUAUAGCGACGACCUCGGGAACAAUCUUUGCUAUGAUCCUGUGUCGCUGACGCCUUUCGAAUACAUUCAACUUCAGAGCGUCGGUAGUGAGACUGUCGUAAACUACGACGUGUCGCCCUCGCAGAUGGGAAUCGACUACAUGAACUACGUGUACGGGACCGAUAACGUUACGCACGCGAGGCAUUUAUUUGGAAUCAGCAAGCGCGCUUCGGACUGGCGUGACUAUUUGUGUGUCAUGGUCGACCUCAAGCAGCAGCAGAAUGCACUCGACGACGUACUAUGAUGUUAAGAUGUUUGCCGCCAAUUGUAUAAAACAAGCGUACAGUGCUGCGAUGAGAGUCGAACUGUGCUCUGGCGUCUCGCAGACAAUCUGUGUCUCGGACAGAGCAAAGGGUUGCUCCGACUCGCCUCAAUCAUGUUUCGAGCAAAUUGAAAUUGAAGAGCUGCUAUAGAAAUUGAUUGGCGUUAUGAACUUACCUUGCACGAGAG